This is a messenger RNA of Zingiber officinale, 984 nucleotides long. RefSeq lists its product as uncharacterized. The record is from RefSeq and is a predicted model, not a curated record. The transcript has a single exon. The coding region runs from base 1 to 984 and encodes 327 amino acids. Lineage: Eukaryota; Viridiplantae; Streptophyta; Magnoliopsida; Zingiberales; Zingiberaceae.
AUGAAGGUGAAUGAGGUUCCACCAGAAUCGGUGAGACUGCUUCUUUUUGGAUUCUCUUUGAAAGACAGGGCCAAGCAGUGGCUAAAUUCUCUACCAGCAAAUAGCAUAUCGUCUUGGGAGCAAUGUGAGCAGAAAUUCUUAGACAAGUUCUACCCCCCAAGCAAGACCGCCCACAUGAGGAACCUGAUUGACAAUUUCAAGCAGAUAGAUUCAGAAUCCCUAUUUGAAGCCUGGGACCGGUUCAAGAGCAUGCAGAGACAAUGCCCCCAUCAUGGCCUUGAGAAGUGGUUGAUCCUACACAUCUUCUAUAAUGGAAUAAAUUAUCACACAAAGAUAUCAUUGGAUUCUGCGGCAGGAGGAGCACUGAUGAACAAGAGCCUUGAUGAAGCUGAAGAGAUAAUAGAAAAUGUGGCACUAAACCACCAUCAGUGGGCAUCUAAAAGAUCUAGCGGUGCUUGCUCGGGAAAUCAAAUGAAGGCGUUAGGAAAAUUUGAGGUGGAUGCAUUCUCACUCAUGUCUGCGAAGCUGGACGCCCUGACUAAGAAAUUCGAAGCCAUGGGUAGCAACACAGCUAAUGCAAUAGUAUGUGCUUGCGACAUCUGCGAAAGUGCGGACCACGCUCAGGAUACUUGCCCCCUUGGGCCAAUGCAGGCACAUUUAAACCAGCUUGAGCAAUGCGAUGCAAUAACGACCUACAAUCAGAGGCAAAACAAUUCGUACUCCAACACAUACAACCGUGGAUGGAGGAACCACCCCAACUUUUCAUAUAGAAAUAAUCAGGACCAGGGGCCGGCACAUCAGACCUACCAACAUGGACAACAGGCUCAUCAACAGCAGCAACCUACACAGCUGUCUAGGAUUGAAAAGAUGCUUGAGGAAACUCUCUCGGAGCAAAAGGAGAUGAGGAGCGAGAUCAAGCAACUGACUCAGAGGCUGGAGAACUCGGAAAAACACCAGAAGAUGCAAGAUAGCCAGAUAGCUUAG